This is a messenger RNA of Micromonas pusilla CCMP1545, 1026 nucleotides long. RefSeq lists its product as uncharacterized. Gene Ontology annotation, cellular component: membrane; endoplasmic reticulum. The record is from RefSeq and is a predicted model, not a curated record. Gene Ontology annotation, biological process: protein localization to plasma membrane; GPI anchor biosynthetic process. Gene Ontology annotation, molecular function: glucosaminyl-phosphatidylinositol O-acyltransferase activity. The transcript is spliced from 3 exons. Lineage: Eukaryota; Viridiplantae; Chlorophyta; Mamiellophyceae; Mamiellales; Mamiellaceae. The annotation marks the transcript as partial.
CGGCCGUAUCUCGCGGCGUACCGCGCGGCGAUGACGCUCACGACCGCGGUCGCGAUACUCGCGGUGGAUUUCUCCGCGUUUCCGCGGCGGCUCGCGAAGACGGAUUCGACGAGAGGCGUCGGCCUGAUGGACGUCGGGAGCGGCUCCUUCGUGCUCGCGAACGCGCUCGCGUCGCGCGUCGCGCGCGGGUUGACGACGUCGUCGCCGACGCUGCGAUCGACGCGGUGGUGGUCGCUGAUCUUCCUCGCGUGCGCGCGCGGGCUCGCGACGCACGCGAUGGACUACCAGCAGCCGGUCGGGGAAUACGGCAGGCAUUGGAAUUUCUUCGCGACGCUCGCGGUGGUGGACCUGUGCGCGACGGCGACGCCGCCGCCGCCGGCGUUUUCAUCCUUCGCGGGGCUCGCGAUUCUCGUCGCGCACCAGACGUCUCUGCUGCGCGGCGCGUCCCCGUCCGGGGCCGGGGCAGCAGGAGUCGCGUCAUCAUACGGGGAGUACCUGCUCCGGGACGUCCCGCGCGGAGAGGGGCUCCUGGAGCAGAACAAAGAGGGCGUCGGCUCCAUCCCCGGCUACGUCGCGCUGUACUUCCUCGGCGCCGGGUUGGGGCGGUUCGUGGAGCGGUCGCUCUGCGACGCGGCGAAGCGCGCGUCGAUACGGUGCUGGGCGUGGCGGUGGUUGCUGUCGCUCGCCGUCGCCGACGCGGCGUUUUGGGCGGCUGCGAUGACGCUUCACGCGCGAUGCCAGGCUGUCUCCAGGCGGACCGCGAACGCGGCGUACUGCGCGUGGAUGCUCGCGUUUAACCUCCAGGUGUUGCUCGCGUUCAUCGCCGCCGGGUUGCUGUUCCCCGCGACGCCGCCGGUGCCGAAGCUCCUCGCGGCGGUGAAUCGACGGCUGCUUCCGACGUUUCUCGUCGCCAAUUUGCUCACGGGGGCGGUGAACGGCGCGAUGGACACGAUCCACGUUGGGACGCUCACCGCGUGGGCGUCCAUGGUGGGGUACCUCAGCGUCGUGUGCGUCGUCGGGUUGGCG